AUGCCGCCCAAGAAGGUGCUCUCAAGGAAGCCCCCCAAGUCUUCGCCAGCAAGCUCUUCCGAGCCCCCCGCGCCCUUCAAGCGAGCCCCUGAACCCGCAGACUUCAAGCGCAAGAUCUUCCUGGUCCCCGUCGCCAUCAACAUCGCCAUUGCCCUGAUCUUCGCCUGGCGCGUCUACUAUGUGAGCCCUUGGUACUUCGCCCUCCUCGCCUCGGGCCUCGGCCACAGUAACGAGACCACCGUUGCCCCAUCCGAGUCCUCCUGGGGCGUAAUCGCCCGGGUCAUUGCACGCCGAGCUUUCACUUUCCUGCUGGAUUUCCUCCUCUUCGUCUUUGUCUGGCCUUGGCCCGUCGAGUUCUGUUUCGGCAGGACCCACGGCAGUCCCGCGCAGUGGCGGUGGAACGUCGGCUUCCGCGACAAGGAGAUCUACGUGCGCCGCAGCAGGCCCACGUGGGAUGGGAAGGUCCGCGAGGCCGUGAAGGGGACCGACUUUGAGGCGAGGAGCCAGCUCAUGACCAACAUCGGGGUGGCUGUGAACCCGAUGCUGUUGAACGAGAAGACGGGCUACUUGACCAUGAACAACGAGUGGGAUCUCGACUGGGCUGCUAUGGUCGACGCCACGAGGCUGGUCGACAAGAAGGACGUGGAGCUGGACGCGUUCAAGCUGAUGGUUCUGGUGCACCACGAAGGUCAUGGGUGGCUAUCUUUGGACCUGAAGGAGACGAGAGCGGACGCUGCGCCGGAUGAUGCGCCGUUCGAUGAGCGAAGGACACAGGUCUUUGCGUUCCGGGAUGCCCUUGCUGCUGCAGGCAAGGAGGACCUGUUCUAUCGCUGGAUCGAGAUUGUCCAGUUCGAGUCCUCACAGCCGGGCGGGUUUGGUCCAGAAAAGCAAGUGGAGGUGGCACAGAAGAUCAGAGACCUGUUUCAAGAACAGGGUAUCGAUUUUGAUGAAUUUUGGAAAGAAAGUGUUGGCUCAGACGGGCUCGCAAGCAUGUAG
This is a messenger RNA of Diaporthe citri, 996 nucleotides long. RefSeq lists its product as uncharacterized. Lineage: Eukaryota; Fungi; Ascomycota; Sordariomycetes; Diaporthales; Diaporthaceae. The record is from RefSeq and is a predicted model, not a curated record. The coding region runs from base 1 to 996 and encodes 331 amino acids. The transcript is spliced from 2 exons.